This is a messenger RNA of Arvicola amphibius (Eurasian water vole), 285 nucleotides long. RefSeq names its product keratin-associated protein 12-1-like. NCBI's taxonomy places the organism in Eukaryota, Metazoa, Chordata, Mammalia, Rodentia, Cricetidae. The record is from RefSeq and is a predicted model, not a curated record. Bases 1 to 285 code for a protein of 94 amino acids. Gene Ontology annotation, cellular component: keratin filament. The transcript is spliced from 2 exons.
AUGUGCCACACUAGCUGCUCCUCAGGCUGCCAGCCAUCCUGUUGUGUGUCCAGCCCCUGCCAGCCAUCCUGCUGUGUGUCCAGCCCCUGCCAGUCAUCUUGUGUGCCCUUGAGCUGCAGACCUGCUAUCUGCAUUCCUGUGAGAUGCCAGUCGUCUGUGUGUGUGCCUGUGAGCUGCCGGCCUGUCUGUGUGACCUCCUCCUGCCAGUCAUCCGGGUGCUGCCAGCCCUCCUGCCCCACCCUGAUCUGCAGACCUGUCACCUGUAGCACGCCCACCUGCUGCUGA